Schistosoma turkestanicum is the source of this 5580-nucleotide messenger RNA. The record is from the annotation of a GenBank genome assembly. NCBI's taxonomy places the organism in Eukaryota, Metazoa, Platyhelminthes, Trematoda, Strigeidida, Schistosomatidae.
AUGUAUAAAAAUUCUAUUAUUACACAGAAGCCAACAAUGUUUAAUUGUCGAAUCAAUAGCACUACCAGUAAUAGUAGUGAAGACAAAGGAAGUAUCGACAAUAAUUCUAGUAACCAUUCAGCAAAAACUAUUAUGGCACAGUUUGUGUGUAGUCGGUCAAAAUCUAUUCAAUUUACCAGUGAUAAUAAUGAUGUUACUACUGCUACUACUCAUAAUAAUUCUAACCAUCAUCAUAAUAAUAAUUUAAAUGAUCAUAUGCAAAUGCGCAAUUCAUUUGUUGAUAAUGCCACAUUGACUACAAAAACUAUUAAUAAUAUAAAUGAAAAAUUCAACCUAAAAAACAAUUUAAUAGAACGGAAUUUAUUUGAUAAACUUUUAAAUUGUUUUCGUCCACUUAUUUGUCUUAUUCAAAAAGAAAAAUCUUUUCCUUCAUCAGAUCAAGAUCUACCAUGGGAAGUUCCAUUUGAAUCAGUGACCGAUUUAAUAUGGAUUGGAUCUGGUGCACAAGGUGUAGUUUUUCGUGGUUGUUUUCGUGAUGAAUUGAUUGCAGUGAAAAAAGUCAAUAAACAAUCUGAUACAGAUAUUCGUCAUUUACGUUAUUUAAAUCAUCCAAAUGUGAUUAAAUUCAGAGGAGUAUGUGUCGAACAACCAUGUUAUUGUAUAUUAAUGGAAUAUUGUCCAUAUGGUCAAUUAUAUGAAAUUAUUCAUUCUGCUAAUCCAAUAUCACCAUCUUUAAUUUGUUCAUGGAUUAAACAAAUCGCUAGUGGAAUGCAUUAUUUACAUUCAUGUAAAAUAAUUCACAGAGAUUUAAAAUCACCAAAUGUUUUAGUCGGUUAUAAUCAUGUAUUGAAAAUAUCCGAUUUUGGUGCAUCUCGUGAAUGGACAGAGAAUUCUACUAAAAUGUCAUUUACUGGAACUGUUGCUUGGAUGGCACCUGAAGUAAUACGUAAUGAACCGUGUUCAUUUAAAGUUGAUGUAUGGUCUUAUGGUGUAUUGUUAUGGGAAUUAUUAACUGGUGAAAUCCCUUAUCAUAAUGUUGAUUCAACUGCAAUUCUAUGGGGUGUUGGCAGUGAAAAUCUUCGUUUACCAAUUCCAAUGACAUGUCCUUCAGAAUUACGUGUUCUAAUGAAAACAUGUUGGAAUAUCAAACCAAGAAAUCGUCCAAGUUUUCGUCAAAUUCUAUCACACUUAAAUGUAACUUGUUCACGUCUACUACAAUACACCGAUGAUGAAUUUAUUUCAUUGCGUCAAUUAUGGAAAGAAGAAAUCACUGUUUAUCUACAGGAUAUUCGACUUGAAGGUCAAUGUACACCAAAACUUGAAGUAAUGCUAAUUCGUCGUCGACGUGAAGAAUUAUGUCAUGCACAAGAUAUUCGACGGUGUUAUGAUGAUAAACGUGAACGAGCUAAUGAAUUAUACACAGAAUUGAAAAUUUUACUAACUGAAUGUGAAGAAGAGAAACGUAAAGCUGAACGAGAACGUUUACACUAUGAGUCACUUAUUCGUGAAUUCAACAACAAUCAACAACACCGCCAACAACAACAACAAGAAUUACAGGAUCAUGAAAAAAUUUCGCCUCAAGAAGAAGCAGAAGAAAACGAAAGAACUAUUGACACUCGUAGUCAAAAACUUCGAUUUUCUGAUACUACUAAUACUACUACUGCUACUACUACACCAAAUAAACAAUUUCCUUUUUCAACAUUAUCUACAUUUUCAUUAGGACGUAAAUUAAGUGAUUUCUAUAAUCGUCGACGUAAUGAUUUGAAAUUCACUAAUAAACCAGUUGCAAUUGUCCUACCAUCAUCAUCAUCAUCAUCAUCAUGCACAUCAGCAACAGCAACAACAGCAACAGCACUAAUGUUAUCACCGAAUAAUUCAUCUAUUCCUAUAACUGAUAUAAUGACACUAAUGAUGAUGAAUAAUAGAAUGAAUAAACAUCAAAAUGAUGAUGCUGGUUAUUAUUUCAUGCAAUCAAAUAGUUUGCAACAAUUCUAUGAAAUUUAUCGUUUAGGUUAUUUUAUUUAUUAUAAUUUAUUGAAUACUACUACUACUACUAUUAAUAAUAAUAAUAAUAAUAAUAGUAGUAUUAGUAGUUAUCGAACUAAUAAAAAACAAAAAUGUCCAUUAUGUGGUGGUACUGGUAGUGUUGCUUCAUCUAUCAAUAAUAAUGUCGGAUUUUUCAAAUCCUCCUAUCGUCAUCAUCAUCAUCAUCAUCAUCAUCGUAGAGCAUUGACAUUGUCUAUGUUGGAAUAUAAAUUACGUGAUCAACAACUAAUGGCUUAUUCAUCUUUGAUUUAUGAUGAAUUGUUUGGGAAUACUCCUAAUACUACUACUACUACAACCAAUAAUAAUAAUAAUAUACAACCAUAUUCACUCUUAUAUGAUACAAAGAAAUUUGCCAGUACAAAUAGUUUACAUCAAAUUUUAAGUAUCCCUUGUCCUCCUCCCCCACCACCACCAGCAUAUGACUCUGUAAUGACAAUUUAUAACCAAACAGCAGGCGGAGAUCAUUCUCGCACUCACUGUGAUCAUUAUUAUUUUACUUCUGCAAAACAAUCAAUAGAUCAUCCAAAUGUUCCAAACCAAUCAACAAUUAAGGCAAAAUCGAAUUGUAAUACUAUGAUUGAUGAUAAGACCAAUAGUGAUAACAACAAUCAAAAUAGUGAUAAGAAUAAAUUGUCCUGUAAUCAUCCAAAUUGGAUAGCUGUGACUACUUUGCCUUCAUCAGUGACAUCUGUAGAUUGUCAUUUAGGAGAUAAUGUAAUGACUACUACUACUACUACUGCUAGUAGUAGUAGUACAACCCUUGCCAUCAGCACCACUAUAUACACUACUAAUACUACUGUAACUAAUACUGUCACUACUAGUAGUAGUAGUAUGAACAUUCAUGAUAAUUCAAUCAAUAAUUCUAAUCAAAUUCAACCUAAUGUAAAUGAAAACGGGCAGACAACAAUAAAGAAUGAUGAAUUAUUGUUCAAUGGUUUAUCCAAGACAACAGUUCCGGUUGACAAGAAGAAAUGUCAAAUUAUCAAUUGGCUUAGUCCUUUAAAACAAUUAUCCAAUUUCCAUCAGUUCUCAUCAUAUAAUAAUAAUAAUAAUCAUGAUCAUUGUAAUUUAUUAUCAAAAUAUUAUCAUAUCAAUUAUCAAUUGAAACGUUCCAUUAGUCAAGAUUCUUUAUUAUAUUCUAUGAAAAAAUUACAAUCAAUAAAAAAUCAUCUACCUGUGGAAUGCAUCAUCUCAUCCAAUGAUCCAUCUGCUUAUAUCAAUAAAAAAUUCUCAUCAUCUCUAUCAUCCAUAAUUCCAACAAUGAAAUUGUGUAAAUCGGCACAACAAUAUGGUUUAAAUAAAUUGAAUGUUGUAACAAAUAAACAUGAUUGUUGUUUCACAACAACUGUUCUGUCAAAAUCAUCUAUGCAUCAUCAUGAUUGUCAAUUGCCACAACAACACCAACAACAACGACACAUACCUUCCACUGAUAAUGAUCACAUUGAAAGUCAUUUACAAAUCAUCAAAGAUGAUGUUCAUGUUGAUGUUGACAAUGAUCACAAACUCAAAGAUAAAGAUAAUGAUGAUUUUCAUUUUCUUGAACAUGUCAGUCCAUUAUGGUCACCAAGUAAAAGUUUAUUUCAUUAUAAAAAUAAACAUCAAUUAAUUCAAUCAACCAAUGAUAAUAAUCCUAAAGGUGAUUGUGAUCUCUUAUCAAUACCAUCAUCGAUUUCACCGAAAUACUCUGCAUCAAUUCCUAGAAUACCACCACGUCGUUCGAACAGUACCAAAAUCAAUGCAGAUUAUUAUAAUUUUGACAAUUCUGUCUUUAAUCAAACAACAGCUCAUAGUGUGAAAAUAUCAUCACCAUCUUCACCUAUGCAUAAGAAUAAUAAUAAUCAUAGCAUGAAUAGUAAAGAAAAUUCGGACUCAGAAAAUAUUCAACUAAGAAAAUAUCCUGGUCGACGAAAUUUCAUGACAAUUGAAUCAUUUUUAAGAAAUUCCAGUACAACUAUGCCAUCCGAUCAACUUUCUCGACCACUUCGUUCACGUUACUAUCAGUAUCGUCAUCGUUCAAGAUUGUAUUCUUUGUCUCAACCUAGAAGAAAUAGUAACAGUUUGUUGGAUUUGAAUUCCAACUAUCGAUCUACAUCUUUUUCAGCCUCUUCAUCAUCUCCGCUCUCAUCAUCCAUCGGAACUCGUACACGUAUGAGUAUUGAAAAUUUAGCCAAUGAAUUACAAUCGCAUAUGAUUGAUAGUUUAAGUGAUAAAGAAUAUCAUGUUCGACGUGUAUGCAGUCGAUUAAGAAAACAACGACAACAACAACAGCAGCAACAGCAACAACAACAACAACAACAAUCCUAUCAAAAACAAUCUUCUAUGCCUAUUCAUCAUCAAUUGACAAUAGAUAAUGAUACAUUUGUACAGAAUUCAACAUUUACUCCAUUGUUAUCAGUGACCAAUACUGUGACUACUACUACUGCAACUAAUACUACUACAACUACAACUACUGUUGAACCAAUGCGUUCAGCAUUGCAUGCCUUACCAGAUCAAUUAUUGUCAACUACAACUAAAACCAUUGAACCAUCAUCAUCAUUAUCAUCACAAUUGUAUGCACCAAAUUCAAUUAUAUUUAUGACAUCUACAUGUACAACAAUAUCGAGUAUAACAGAAACCGAAGUCGAUUUAAGCGAUGAUGAUUGUGAUAAACUGGAUGCAGAACUCCCUAGUGAUGAUCACCACGAUCAUGGUGUUUUGCCUUCGAAUAAAGAGGAGGAACAAGAAGAAGAUCACAACGACAUCGAUUGCACAAAAUCAAUACCAAAUUCACUAAUUAGUUAAUUACUUUUUUUUCUGACUUUUUUUAAACAUUUUUUUUCAGAAUACUGUUUUUCUUUUUGCCUUUCAUCUUUGUUUCUAUCGAUUUUAUUAUUUUUCUUUUUAACUAGAUAAAUUCAAUGUAAAUAUUUAUAUACUACUACUACUGAUACUACUACUUAUUUCCCCUUACACUACUUGCUAGUAGUACACAAUUAUAGGAAUCAUGUUGCAUUGAUUAUUCUCUGCUAGGCACAUUCAUAUUUACCUGUGUUUCUUUUUUUGUACUAUUUAUAAAUGUUCGUAGAGAAAUUCACCAGUGUUUAUUAUUAUUAUUAUUAUUAUUAUUAUUAUUAUUAUUAUUACUGUUACUAUUAGCACCAUCAUUAUUGUUAUCAACUACGUUUCGUUGUAUUUUUUAGGCAUCUCAAUUAUUUUUCCUUUUACAUUUUGUCAUUAUUUCCCGUUUAUAUUACUCACUUAGGGAGGAGGGGGUGCUUUUCUAUAAAAAAAAUCGAUUAAAUUAUGCAUAAUGAUAGUAACAAUACUACUAAUAAUGAUACUGAUGAUAGUAGUAGUACUUACUGCAUCCACUCACCCCCACCGUCAUUGCCUCAUUUUUUCCUUCUCUCCAACUCGCCUCACCAUCAACCUGUCGUAUCAUACAUAUUUAUACACUUAGAGAAUUGUGCACAGACAGUUUUUUUUUAAAAUAAAAUAUUCAUUAUUUUUUCAUUAUUUCCUGUCAUUAUUAUUUUACUCCAAUGAAUGAAUUGU